AUGUUACCGUUUUUUUUCGUAACUAUUGUGUUACUAUCGGUGAAAAUAGACGGUCGAAUUCUACUGUACAAUACGGAAAACGACGAAAUAGUAGAAAAAUUUGAUUGUGUUUACUAUGUUUCUACUUUUGGAGAAGAAAUUUUGUAUUGUCGACGGCCGAGCACCGUUCAAUCACUCGAUCGACAAAGGGAUGAUUGUGACAAUCAAGGGGAGAAGGUAUUAUUUCGUGAUUUAUUAUACAGGGGAAUCGAUCCAAGCAUUGUCCUUGAAUGGAAUUCAAGUAUUGAAGUGGUCGAUUUGUAUGCAGAAGUUUUCUACAAUCGAUCAUUGUUUAAUAAUGAUGAUAAUAGAUCAAUCUGCAUCUGUAGAAACGGAAAAUUUGGUAAAUAUUGCGAAUAUCAGCUGACACAUGAUAAAAAUUUGUUUUCUGAGACGAUCGAUGCUCAAUUUGAAGGAAAGAGAGAUACAUGGAACGUUCAGCGAUAUGGAGCCAUCCUUUGUUAUCAAACAUUGCCUUGUCCAUCGAGUCCACUUUGUCUCGAUUGGCGAGAAAUUUGUGAUGGAAAGCAAAGAUGUCCAAACGGAAUUGAUGAAGAAAAUUGUGAUAAAUUAGCAUUCAAUGAAUGUGAAGAUGAUGCAUUUCGAUGUACAAAUGGAAUGUGCAUUGCAGAAGUCAUUAUGAUUGUAUGGAUUGGAGAUUGGUGCUGGUUGAAACCGGAUGCCAUCAAUUGUGAUGAACAUUUAUGUUUACAUCCUCUUUAUUAA
Adineta ricciae is the source of this 765-nucleotide messenger RNA. The record is from the annotation of a GenBank genome assembly. NCBI's taxonomy places the organism in Eukaryota, Metazoa, Rotifera, Eurotatoria, Adinetida, Adinetidae.